UUUAUAAAUAUAAACCCAAUGUCACCGAGAGUACAUUAUUGUAUUUGCUUGGACAUUUAAAUCUUGGGAGAAAUUUUAUGCUGUCGUUAUAAAACAGUUUUUAUUUUAUUCCGGUUAAAAUUUGGGCAAACAUUUUUCACCAUGUUUGCAAUCAGGAUUGCUUUCUUACUGUAUUUAAUUGUGCAUUUAAGUACGUGCCUUAAGAGAACAGACGAAACUGUUGAUUAUUUCAAAUUGAUUCAGCACGCGCAAAGAACUAGUGAGGCGUCGAGGAAAUAUUCUCUAGAGGAGAACGCGCUACCAAUUGAACAUUUACAAGUGACGAACAGUUACGAAAAAGUGUUAGCACGUGCGGAAGAGAUUCAGGCGUCCGGUUUUGAUGACGUAAGCCCUUAUGAUGUUAGCAGUGUAUGUUUAAACCAUACAAAAUUAUUAAUUGAUGCAUUGAUACGACGGGAGCCUUGGGCAUGGAGAAUGAUUGAUGCCAUGGGGAAGCCCCCUAGUGGUAUAAUGGACUUCCAUAUUCAUUGGAUCGGUGAAUGGGGUGAAUGCAUUGACGUGCAGGCAGUCGAGUACCAGAACCCUGUUAAUAAAACGGGGCCAAAUCACCCUUUUACCGGCAAAUUUUGUUUGGCGUCUAUACCCUUGGGAAAUCAGGGAGCACUUGGACAGGCCGCAGCUUUGGCCAUUGGGAUGUGUUUCCCGGAUACGUGUAGUUCUUCUGAUGCAACGGCUUUGGCAAAAACACUGGUGAGCUUGAUAGAUGUAAAUGCAACGUCACGUGUACAGGUCACGUGUCAAGAAAAGUCUCUGGAGUAUAGUGGAAAAGCUAUCGCAAUCAUGUAAGAAGUGAAUCUUAAUA
Ruditapes philippinarum (Manila clam) is the source of this 862-nucleotide messenger RNA. RefSeq lists its product as uncharacterized. NCBI's taxonomy places the organism in Eukaryota, Metazoa, Mollusca, Bivalvia, Venerida, Veneridae. The record is from RefSeq and is a predicted model, not a curated record. The transcript has 4 exons. Bases 142 to 846 code for a protein of 234 amino acids.